Oncorhynchus keta (chum salmon) is the source of this 2238-nucleotide messenger RNA. It is a transcript of the gene cln6b, whose product is annotated as CLN6 transmembrane ER protein b. The record is from RefSeq and is a predicted model, not a curated record. The transcript has 8 exons. Lineage: Eukaryota; Metazoa; Chordata; Actinopteri; Salmoniformes; Salmonidae. Bases 175 to 1098 code for a protein of 307 amino acids.
CGGAUCGUUGACUAGUCAAUUAUUCAACACAGAUCUACAAAUGGCUAUUUCCUUUGUGAAAUCUUAUUUUAGCAACUAGUUCCUUGGGCCAAGUUUAAAGGGACCGGUGGCUGCCAAGUCGGGUCUGAAAGAAGUGAUAUCGAGGAGAAUCUUCAUGGUUCUGUUGGAAGGGGGAUGCACGCGUCGAUGCGGAAACGGCAGAGCUAUGCUAUGCAGUCGUCAACUUUUCUCUCUAGGCAUGGGUCCAGAGACAUGGACUCAUCUCUGCUGAAGCCCAAGUUCCACCUGGACCUGUGGGUCAGUUUCACCAUCCAGAACUGGCUGCUGGACUUCGGGAGGCCCAUUGUCAUGAUCAUCCUCCCUCUAGAGUGGUUCCCCCUGAACAGACCCAGUGCUGGGGACUACUUCCACAUGGCUUACAACAUCAUCACACCCUUCCUGCUUCUCAAGUUGAUCGAGCGUAGCCCCAAGACCCUGCCCCACGCCGCCGUGUACCUGUGCAUCAUCACCUUUGUGAUGGGUGCCAGCAUUCACCUGGUGGGUGACUCCAUUAACCAUCGCCUCCUGUUGAGUGGUUACCAGCUCCACUUGUCUGUCAGAGAGAACCCCAUCAUCAAGAACCUCCAGCCUGCCUCUCUGAUAGAUUCCUUUGAGCUACUUUACUAUUAUGAUGAAAAGCUUGGCCAUUCUAUGUGGUAUGGUCCCUUCUUCCUCAUCCUCUUUCUCUACUUCACUGGUUGCUUCACACACAUCAAGGAGGAGAAGAGGAUGCCGCUCGCUGCUUGGUUUCUUCUCGCUCCCAGCGCCGUCUACUAUUGGUACCUGAUCACAGAGGGCCAGAUCUUCAUCCUCUUCAUCUUCACCUUCUUCGCCAUGACGGCCACAGUGAUGCACCAGAAACGUAAAGGCUUUGUCCCUGAUAGCAAUGGGCUCUUCCUGCUCUACAGUUUCUCCAUCGCCCUGGGUCUGGUCAGCAUCUGGGUGGCUUGUCUCUGGAGCGACCAGGUCCUCCGCAAGAAAUACCGCGGUGUCAUCUACAUACCGGAGCCUUGGGCCUUCUACACUCUGCACAUCAGAGACAAGGGGGCAUCAGCUUGAGCAAGGCGAAUUGCAGAAUCGGUCAUCUUGAUCACAUAAUGAGUAGCUACUUUGGAUGCAGGUGCACAGCAGAGACAAUCAGCGUGUUGGACGGAAUCAGUUUGAGCAAGCGAGGCACAGAAUCACUUAUCUUGAUCACCCAUAAUAUAAUGAGUAGCUAUCUGGGAUGCGAGGUGAUUUGCAGAUUUUUCCCAUUCCCGACUGCAAUGCAGUCGAUCUCCAACACGCACAAUCACUAGCUGCUCAAAUGACUCACUCUAGUCAUGUGUGCUGGGAGGAAAAGAAAGAGGGAUAGAGCACGAGUUUACCUAGUAUGCAACAAAAGUACAAAAGUAAGAGAUGUUAGGGGGAACUGUACUCUUGGGACUGUGUCAAGAACUUGAAUUAUCUCCGAAGUGAAGUAACUUUUUUUUUUACUAAGGUUUAAGUUACCUAAGAUAAAUUAACUUGAUUGCGUAUGCAGAUACAGAUAUGAAAUUCCUCCAUUGCUUAUUUUUUACAGAGAACUGAUGUGGUGUAAUCAAUGCAAGCCCUGUUGAUUGUGUCAUAUGUCUCAGAACAGUAGAGCUCAGAACAGUGGAGCUGAGCCAGCACCAUCUGGCAACACUGAAUGGAGACUGGAGAAACUGAAUGUAUGAUUCUCCUGGGAUUCCUGCAGAGAUGCUUUUCGAUCACACACACUCACCAGGGUUGGGGUCGAUUUCAUGUUGGUGUCAAUUCCAUUUCCAGUCAAUUCAGGAAGUACACUGAUUUUCCUUGUUGAAAAGCUACGGAAUAGAAUUGACCCAAACUCGGUCACUCACUCUAUACCCUUUAUCAGGAUUGAAAAGAUCAUUAUAGUUUUAUCAAUGUUCAGAAGCAGAUUUGAUGUAGUUCCUUGGAUGAUAUGAAGUCAUCUUAGCUUUUAUUAUGAUGUGCACCACCAACACUGUGAGGAAAUUUUAGCUGACAAUGUUUUAUUAUGGCUUGACUCAUUUAAGAUAUUUUUUCAAUGUCUACCUUUAUCUUUUCCACCUUGUUUCAUACUGUGUUCUUGUAGAAUGUAAAGGUACACUCAGCUAAAUGACAGCACCAGAGAUGAGCGAGAUGCAACACUUUGCUCUCACACAGUCACACACAGUAUCUGCGCAUGUGCACGGA